Messenger RNA from Bathycoccus prasinos, 951 nucleotides. RefSeq lists its product with no specific name. NCBI's taxonomy places the organism in Eukaryota, Viridiplantae, Chlorophyta, Mamiellophyceae, Mamiellales, Bathycoccaceae. Bases 1 to 951 code for a protein of 316 amino acids. The record is from RefSeq and is a predicted model, not a curated record. The transcript has a single exon.
AUGGGCGCGGCGGAGUCGAGCACUUCCUCUCGUCCUCCUGGAACGAUGUUGUUGGCGAAGGAGCAACCGGAGAAGUCAAAACGAACGAACAGAGGGCCGAAACGUAAGUGCGUUUUGCUUUUCGAUGAUGACGAUGAAAACGAUGCGUCACAUUCAUCAUCAACGUUACUCUUAAAUCGAAAAGACGUUCUGAGAUUAGUGUGGAACCUACCGAAACGCUUGAGACUUACCUGGCGAAAACUGUUCGACACGAACACGGACGGUUUAUCGUUCACUCGUUUAGUCGAAAGUUUAACGAAGAACGAAGCGACAUCGUUUUGUAUCGCGGUGGAAACGAAAGAGAAAAAAGGAGAGAUUUUUGGUGCCUUGAUGGUCUUUCCCGAACGCGAAGGGUUGACACUGAACAAGACGGAGUGGCAAGGGUUAAGCGAGAGUUAUCUGUUCACGUUUCCUCAAAAACAAGCGAACGUGAAAAGGCAACCGAAAAAGUUCUUGGCGAGUGCAAACACCGACGGUCAUUAUUGUUGGUGUUGUCGCGACAUGGUCGCCUCGGAACGCUUUCCCAACGGGUUAGCUUUUGGAGGGAAAGAAUAUCCGAUUAAACACUUCGCGAUGUAUAUCGACGAACACAUGGAGACACUGACGACGAGGAAAACUGGAGUGACGUACGAAGGGUGGGGAUGUGAAGAUUCAAACAUUGAGAACGAAACGAUGACGAUUGAACGAGUGGAAGUGUGGCAGUGCGACGCCGAGGACGAGAGAGGCGAGAAGCCGAAGAAGAAAAACAACAUCGUGGCAGAAAUGGACGGGUCCGCCGCUGUGGCGGCGCAAAAAAUGAAGAUGAAAGGAGGAGAGAGUCACAAAAAUGGUGAUGGAGGUGUGUUAUCGGAGAAACAUCGCGAGGCGCGAUUCUUGGCGACUGUUGGAAGCACGAAAAUCGCAUUAGAAUAA